Messenger RNA from Plectropomus leopardus (leopard coralgrouper), 916 nucleotides. The record is from RefSeq and is a predicted model, not a curated record. NCBI's taxonomy places the organism in Eukaryota, Metazoa, Chordata, Actinopteri, Perciformes, Serranidae.
GCCUCACAUCUCCAUGGCGCUGAGGAUCAACUCCUCCGAUGGUAUUGUGCUGUACGCAGGCGGCGGGCAGCGCGGCGCCGCUGUGAUGUCACUCAGCGUGUUAGACGGCCACCUGCUGCUCCUGUUGGACGGAGGGAAGAGGAAGGUCAGCCUGCGCAGCCGCAAGAAGUACAACGACAACCAGUGGCACACGGUGUUUAUAAAGCGUGAAGGAGACAAGAUCAGUCUGAUCGUGGACGGCAUCAACGCUCAGUCCAAGAGGGUCCCCGGAGGAGACAGGACUCGUCUCACCGGGCCGUUUUACAUCGGAGGAGUCCCGCCCACUCUGACGGCUCCGGGCUCCGGUGGUUUCGUCGGUUGUGUCCGGGAUCUGAAGCUGAACGAGGCCCCUGCAGGAAGCCCCGCCCACAGCCAGGGGGCGGUGCCGUGCUUCCUGAACCCUCUGCAGCCCGGAGUGUAUUUCUCCGGACAGGGAGGACACAUCGCCAUAGAUGAGUCUUUAGUUCUGGGUCGGGAUCUGGAGAUCCAGCUGGAGGUUCGACCCGUCUCGGACUCUGGGCUGCUGUUGCAUGCUGGGACAUCACCUGAUCAACACCUGAGUUUGGUCCUCAGUGAGGGACAGGUGACUGCGUCACUGAACAGCGGUAAAGGUGAAUUCUCCACCUCCUUCACUCCUGAGGAGCCUCUGUGUAACGGUCGCUGGCACACGGUCACAGUGGUGAAGAAGAACAACGUCCUGCAGCUCCACGUCGAUGCAGCCAGCGAGCACAGCGUCGGCCCCAGACAGAGCCGCUCCGCAGGGGCCAAAGAGACCGUUUACCUCGGAGGGGUUCCCCGUGAGUACUCUGUCUUCUUCUGCUGCAACGCUGAAAUCACGUCCCAUGUGUUUGUUUCUAAUGUUGAAUAAUAAACAGGG